Molecule: messenger RNA, 4561 nt
Organism: Ailuropoda melanoleuca (giant panda)
Lineage: Eukaryota; Metazoa; Chordata; Mammalia; Carnivora; Ursidae
Gene: PGR
Product: progesterone receptor
Exons: 8
Coding region: 465-3263 (932 amino acids)
Biological process (GO): steroid hormone receptor signaling pathway; regulation of DNA-templated transcription
Cellular component (GO): nucleus
Molecular function (GO): sequence-specific DNA binding; nuclear steroid receptor activity; zinc ion binding
Source: RefSeq, a predicted model, not a curated record
UCCCAGGGUUUUAAUGAGAAGGAAAGUGGAACUCAGUCAGGGAUUGGGAGCUACAAGAGGAGCUCCGCUUUGAAGCCGGAAAAAAAGUACGGAGAGAGAGCUGCGCAUGUAAUUGCUUUCGAAGCCACCGCCACUCGAGUGCCGGAAUUGUGAGUACUCUGCGCCUCCGAUCCUCGGACUGAAGUCGAAAAACUCCCCCAGCUAGGAGACUACCUUCUGCCCUCCCCACCUGACUCAGGGACUAAACAACUGCCACCCCUCCCCUGACUACCAGAUGGAAGGCAAAGGCUGACCAGCGCCGCCCCCUGGGAAGGUGGAAAUCCCCCACCCCGCCCCACCGAGUCAAGCCAAAUUCAACUUUAAUUUUCUCCACCCUCUGCUCUUAUACUUCCCACACGCCCUCCUCCUUCUCCUAUCCCUCCUCCUUACAGACAGGGGAGGAGAAAAGGGGAAUUCAGGUCGUCAUGACAGAGCCGAAGGCAAAAGAUUCCCAAGCUCCCCACGUGGCGGGCGGUGCGCCCUCCCCCACACCGGUCGGAUCGCCUCAGUCCGGACGCCGAGACGCUGGCUCCUUCCAGGCAAGUCAGACCUCGGACGCCUCGCCUGUAGUUUCGGCUAUACCCAUCUCCUCCGACGGGCUGCUCUUCCCUCAGCCCUGCCAGGGACAGGACCCGGACGGGAGCACGCAGGACCAGCAGCAGCUGUCCGACGUGGAGGGCGGGUAUCCCAGAGUUGAAGCCCCAAGCAGUGCAGGAGCUGGCAGCUCUAGACCCCCAGAAAAGGACAGAGGGCUGCUGGACAGUGUCUUGGACACACUACUGGAGCCCUCAGGCCCGGGGCAGAGCCACGCCAGCCCUCCUGCCUGUGAGUCCACCAGCCCUUGGUACCUGUUUGGUUCCGAACUUCCCGAAGACCCCAGGGUUGCCCCCGCCACCCAGGGGGUGUUGUCCCCGCUCAUGAGCCGGCCAGAGAGCAAGGCUGGCGACAGCUCCAGGACGGCAACUGCCCAAAAAGUGCUGCCCAGGGGCCUGUCACCGUCCCGGCAGCUGUUGCCCCUGACCGCUGGGAACCAUCCUUGGCGGGGGGCCGCAGUGAAACCAGCACCGCAGCCCGCUUUGGUGGACGUAGAGGAGGAGGAUGGUUUUGAGUCUGAGGGCUCCGUAGGUUCGCUUCUGAAAGGCAAAUCCCGGCCUCUGGGAGGCACGGCGGCAGCAGGAGGAACUGCGGCCACCGCUCCUGGGGUGGCAGCAGGAGGCGUCACCCUGGUCCCCAAGGAAGAUUCCCGCUUCUUGGCGCCUAAGGUCUCCCUGGUGGAGCAGGACGCGCCAGCGGCGCCCGGGUGCUCCCCGAUGGCCACCACGAUGAUGGAUUUUAUCCACGUGCCCAUUCUACCCCUCAACUCGGCCUUCCUGGCCGCCCGCACCCGCCAACUCCUGGAAGGGGAGAACUAUGACGGCGGGGCGGCGGCUGUCAGCGCCUUUGCCCCGCCGCGGGGUUCGCCCUCGGCUUCGUCCACUCAGGUAGCUGCCGGCGACUUCUCCGACUGCGCAUACCCGCCCGACGCCGAGCCCAAGGACGAUGGGUUCCCACUUUAUGGCGACUUCCAGCCGCCUGCCCUGAAGAUCAAGGAGGAAGAGGAAGGCACGGAGGCAGCUGCGCGCUCCCCGCGUCAGUACCUGGUGGCGGGUCCUAAUCCCUCUGUUUUCCCCGAUUUGCCGCUGGCUCUGCAGCCGCUACCUCCGCGAGCUCCAUCAUCCAGACCUGGGGAAGCGGCAGUGGCGGCCGCCGCACCCGCCAGUGCCUCUGUCUCCGCGGUGUCCUCGUCGGGGUCGACCCUAGAGUGCAUCUUGUACAAAGCCGAGGGCGCGCCGCCCCAGCAGGGCCCGUUUGCUCCGCCGCCUUGCAAGGCGCCAGGCGCAGGCGCCUGCCUGCUGCCCCGGGAUGGUGCCUCCACCUCGGCUACGGCUGUAGCGCCGGGAGCGGCCCCUGCGCUCUACCCUCAGCUCAGCCUCAACGGACUCCCGCAGCUCGGCUACCAGGCCGCCGUUCUCAAAGACGGCUUGCCGCAGGUCUACCAGCCUUAUCUGAACUACCUGAGGCCGGAGUCAGAUGCCAGCCAGAGCCCACAGUACAGCUUCGAGUCAUUACCUCAGAAGAUUUGUUUAAUCUGUGGGGAUGAAGCUUCAGGCUGUCAUUAUGGUGUCCUCACCUGUGGGAGCUGUAAGGUCUUCUUUAAAAGGGCAAUGGAAGGGCAGCAUAACUAUUUAUGUGCUGGAAGAAAUGACUGCAUUGUUGAUAAAAUCCGCAGAAAAAACUGCCCAGCAUGUCGCCUUAGAAAAUGCUGUCAGGCUGGCAUGGUCCUUGGAGGUCGAAAGUUUAAAAAGUUCAAUAAAGUCAGAGUUAUGAGAGCAUUGGAUGCCGUUGCUCUCCCACAGCCUGUGGGCAUUCCAAAUGAAAGCCAAGCCCUAAGCCAAAGAAUCUCCUUCUCACCAAGUCAAGAUAUACAGUUGAUCCCCCCAUUGAUCAACCUGCUAAUGAACAUUGAACCGGAUGUGAUCUAUGCAGGACAUGACAACACCAAACCUGAUACCUCCAGUUCUUUGCUGACAAGUCUUAAUCAACUAGGCGAGAGACAACUUCUUUCAGUAGUCAAGUGGUCUAAAUCAUUGCCAGGUUUUCGAAAUUUACAUAUUGAUGACCAGAUAACUCUCAUCCAGUAUUCUUGGAUGAGCUUAAUGGUGUUUGGACUAGGAUGGAGAUCUUAUAAACAUGUCAGUGGACAGAUGCUAUAUUUUGCACCUGAUCUAAUACUAAAUGAACAGAGGAUGAAGGAAUCAUCAUUCUAUUCAUUAUGCCUCACCAUGUGGCAAAUCCCACAGGAGUUUGUCAAGCUUCAAGUUAGCCAAGAAGAGUUCCUAUGUAUGAAAGUAUUGCUCCUUCUUAAUACAAUUCCUUUGGAAGGACUAAGAAGUCAAAACCAGUUUGAAGAGAUGAGAUCAUGCUACAUUAGAGAACUCAUCAAAGCAAUUGGUUUGAGGCAAAAAGGAGUUGUCUCUAGCUCACAGCGUUUCUACCAACUGACAAAACUUCUUGAUAACUUGCAUGAUCUUGUCAAACAGCUUCAUCUGUACUGCUUGAAUACAUUUAUCCAGUCCCGGGCACUGAGUGUUGAAUUUCCAGAAAUGAUGUCUGAAGUUAUUGCUGCACAGUUACCCAAGAUCUUGGCAGGGAUGGUGAAACCUCUGCUCUUUCAUAAAAAGUGAAUGCCAUUUUUAUCUUUAAAAAUUAAAUUUUGUGGUAUGUCUGUUUUUCUUUUGGUCAGGAUUAUGAGGGCUUGGGUUUUUACAAUGUUCUUCUCAAAGACUUACAUUUAUAACAUAUCAUACUGUGUAAAUUUCAGAGAAAAUUGUGAAGUUUUAAUUGGUUUCCUUUAUAAAAGACAAUUAGAAAUUUAAGGUGUUUUAGUGUACCUAUAUAUCCUUUAACAGUUUACAAGAUUGAAAUGUACUAAAAUUGAUUGCCAAAGUAAACUUAAUCUUGUCCAUACUAUUUCCUACCAUUUAGGUGAACAUUUUUAACUUUUGCAUCUAAUGAAUCUUCUACUUUAGAGGGAAAAAAAUCUUACAUGUAAAAUUAAAAAGUAAUUAUAUAUGUUCCUUCUAGGUAGCUCCCUUUGUCUCCUUGAUUAUGUUUACAAAAAUGAGUCUUCAAAAUGGUAUGCAAAAUGUUGUCUAAAUGAGUGUAUAUACAUUUUUGUGAGGAGAAAAUUCAUAACCUUCAUCAGGUUUUCCAAAGGGUUAUUAAUACAAAAAUAUAGGGAAAAAAAGAGUUUAAAAUCCCUGAAUUAGAUUGAGGGUGUGAUAUUAGGAAAAACAUCUCAUAUAUUGACUGCUUCCCAAAUUGGAAACACAAAUCUCUAAGGAAGUUAUUAAGGAGAGCUGUAUCAUUAUGACAACAGUAUUAGGGGUUUUGUAGUUUUUUACUAAAUUUUGGGGAUUUGUCCUUUAAUAAGGUAUUGCGAAUCGAAAUAGGAGUCCAAAAGAGUCUGUGGCCUAAUGCCACUCCUUACCAUCUGGGGCAGGUGGAAAAUCACUGAACCUUACUGAUUUUCAAUUUCCUCACCUUUAUCACUGUUAUAUUUCCUGCAAAAUGUUCCUUUUGGUUAGAGCUUCUUAUUCACUUCUUAAUAAAAAGAGAAAGGAAGGGAGGGAGGGAAAGAGAGUAGGGGAGGGACGAUGGGAAGAGAAAAUAAGAAACAUUAUUCUCUUUCUUUACUCAGUGGGAGAUAAUGACAAAUCACAGGCUGAAAGUUUUUGAGUGUCUUGGAUCCAAUUCUAAGAGAGAUAUUUCAAGAAAUACUAGCUACUGUCUUAAUACAACCAAUUACAAUAACUAGAAAACACAAUUCACACUGUUAUAUGAAUUGAAAAUAUUGCAUUAGAAGAUGGACAAGAGUUCUUUUCUGAGAUGAGUCACUGGAGAUCCAUUUAAUUUUUAAAGAUCUAUCUAUAUACCUGGAUAUAUAAAUACAGAUAGAUAUAUAAGAAAUAAUAGGAAAAAC